GCUCACGGAGCGAUGGGAGGAGUUUUUUAGGCGCGCUCAUGGUGGCUGAAGACGAGGACAUCGUGGGCCGCGAGAUCGGAUCCGCGGUGCCGUUGAAGCAGCAGGGCCGGGCAGUGCCAUCGGCGCCGAAACGGCCCAAGGUGGAGCAGGUGUCUUCCGAAGAGGAGGAGGAGGAGGAAGAAGAUGCUGAGGAGGUACCGCCGCUGGCCCGCGCGCAGCCUUCGGAGCCGCGGCUGGAGGUGGAGCCUGGAGCCAACGUCCGCGAGAAUGCGGUGCAUGUGUAUGGCCUGGACUUUCUGAAGACCAGCCACAUGGAGGAGAUCUUCAGCCAGUUCGGGCACAAGUACGUGGAGUGGAUCAACGAGUCCAGCGCAAACAUCAUCUUCAAGAACGCAGAGGGGGCGAAGAAGGCGCUCGAGGCGCUGAGCUUUCCGAAGACGGAGGAUGAGCCCUGGCGGAGGACCCCGGACAUCCUGGUGGGCGAGGGCGUUCCGCCCAUCUUCCUCCAGAUGCGCCUUGCCACGGUGAAGGACCAUAAGCAAGCCAAGCGCUCCGUGCCCAAGGCGAUGUCCCCGAUGCACUACGCCCAGGUGUUCUACAAGAACCAAGCCCAGGGUGCGCGAGGCCGGCCAAGGCCGAACUCUGCCAAGGCCAAGCCCAAGGCUGGCACCAAGAGGCUUCAGGUGACGCCGGAGGAGUCCCAGAAGCGCCAGAAGCGAGGCGAGCGCUUCGGGGAUGACGAGGAAGUCAUCGUGGUGGGCGAGGCCAAGAAAGGUGCGGACAAAGCGGCCGCGGAGGAGGAGAAAGCAACGGAGGAGCCGAAGGAGUCGACGGAGGCACCGGAGAAGGAGUCCACCGAGGCGCCGGCGGCGGAGGCCCCGGCGGAGCAGGCGCCGGCGGCGGAAGCCCCGGCGGAGCAGGCGCCGGCGGCGGAAGCCCCGGCAGAGGCGCCAGCGGAGGAUGCGCCGAAGUGAGGGACG
Molecule: messenger RNA, 980 nt
Organism: Effrenium voratum
Lineage: Eukaryota; Dinophyceae; Suessiales; Symbiodiniaceae
Source: the annotation of a GenBank genome assembly